Helianthus annuus (common sunflower) is the source of this 617-nucleotide messenger RNA. Its product is annotated as putative vacuolar protein sorting-associated protein 13B. The transcript has 2 exons. The coding region runs from base 48 to 617 and encodes 189 amino acids. The record is from RefSeq and is a predicted model, not a curated record. NCBI's taxonomy places the organism in Eukaryota, Viridiplantae, Streptophyta, Magnoliopsida, Asterales, Asteraceae.
UGUCUUCUUCGUUCGACUAAUCGACUUCGAGGAGACGAGAUUACGCUAUGGGGAAAAACAAAAUCAUAACUUCUUUUUUUAAAAGAAAGAAUGAAGAACAAGUUGAUGGAAACAAUGAGAUUAAACGGCAAAAAGCUUCAACAAACGAACCAGUUAAUGAAGCGAAUAUUGAACCGGUUAAUGAAGCGAAUAAUGAACCGGUUAAUGAAGCGAAUAAUGAAACGGUUAAUGAAGCGAAUAAUGAACCGAAUAAUGAACCGGUUAAUGAAGCGAAUCAAAACAUUCCUCAAAAUCCGAUUAACAUUAAUGAAGUGGAUGUUAGUAGUCUAGAAAGAGAUCCCGCUAAGCGACUUGAAAUGUGGAAAUAUCCGGUUAAUAUAAGGGAGCAAGUAAGACUAGCUUAUAUGUCAUUAGGAGUGUAUCAAAUAAAGCUUGAAUGGUAUAAGCCGAGAGGUCCAAAGAACAAUCUUCGUAGAUUUAGAUAUGCUUGGUUUGACAUGUUCCCUAAUUGGUUAGAGUAUUCUCCAACGAAACACAAGGCUUAUUGUUUCCUUUGUUAUUUAUAUAACGAUAAACCGAAUGAGAGCCACGGUCAUAGUGCGUUUACUACUGAAUGA